This is a messenger RNA of Nyctereutes procyonoides (raccoon dog), 1481 nucleotides long. It is a transcript of the gene RSU1, whose product is annotated as Ras suppressor protein 1. The record is from RefSeq and is a predicted model, not a curated record. The coding region runs from base 179 to 1012 and encodes 277 amino acids. The transcript is spliced from 9 exons. Gene Ontology annotation, molecular function: protein binding. NCBI's taxonomy places the organism in Eukaryota, Metazoa, Chordata, Mammalia, Carnivora, Canidae.
AGCGCAGGGCUGCGGGCUGUGCGCCUGCGCGGAGCUGCGGGACAGGGCGCGGUCCCCGUCCCCGUUCCCGUCCGCGGUCGCUCCGAGCGGGCGCAUCUGUUGCUGCUGCAGCGCGCGGGGCGGACGCCUGUGCUUCCCUCGCCCGCCGGGUCGGCGCCGCGCUCCGCGCUCCGCGAACAUGUCCAAGUCCCUGAAGAAGUUGGUGGAGGAGAGUCGGGAGAAGAACCAGCCGGAAGUGGACAUGAGUGACCGGGGCAUCUCCAACAUGCUGGACGUCAACGGCCUGUUCUCCUUAUCCCACAUCACACAACUGGUCCUCAGCCACAACAAGCUAACAACUGUGCCACCAAACAUAGCAGAGCUGAAGAAUUUGGAAGUGCUUAACUUUUUUAAUAACCAGAUUGAGGAGCUGCCCACACAGAUCAGCAGCCUUCAAAAGCUCAAACACCUGAACCUGGGCAUGAAUAGACUAAACACUUUGCCUCGAGGAUUUGGCUCUCUCCCAGCUCUUGAGGUCCUUGAUUUGACUUACAACAACUUGAAUGAAAAUUCUCUUCCCGGAAACUUCUUCUACCUUACCACCCUGCGUGCACUCUAUCUAAGUGACAACGAUUUUGAAAUCCUGCCGCCAGAUAUUGGGAAGCUCACAAAGUUGCAGAUACUCAGCCUUAGGGAUAACGACCUGAUCUCGCUGCCUAAAGAAAUCGGGGAGCUUACUCAGCUUAAGGAACUCCACAUUCAGGGGAACCGCCUGACCGUUCUGCCCCCAGAACUAGGAAACUUGGAUUUAACUGGCCAGAAGCAAGUGUUCAAAGCAGAGAAUAAUCCCUGGGUUACCCCAAUUGCUGACCAGUUCCAGCUUGGCGUGUCCCAUGUUUUUGAAUAUAUCCGUUCUGAGACAUACAAGUACCUGUAUGGCAGACACAUGCAAGCAAACCCAGAACCGCCAAAGAAAAAUAAUGACAAAUCGAAAAAGAUCAGCCGGAAACCACUGACAGCCAAGAACAAAUAACGGGUUGGCCUGGGCUGUGGACUUCUGGUUGCCUUUCUCAUUAUCACUCGCGCUCCCCGCCACUGUGUCCCACAAGUAAAUGCCGUGUGUGUGCCACUUUCUCUCCUCCUAGCACUUACCACUUUACCUUCCAAAUGCUUUUGGUAGGUGGUAGACUUUUAUGAAUUCUUAAAGCUGUUUCCAUUUGUUUGCUUAAAAAUGCCACAGGCAGGAUACAAAGCUCUAAUUCAACUGCAAAUUCCAUAGUAGGCACGGGAGUUCCGUUCCCUGAAUAGAUGUUCACAAAGUUGCAUAUUAUCAAAAGAAUAAUUAAAAUCAUGUGAUCACUUAAAUGUCACAGUUAACACUGUUCAUUCUUGUGUUCAUUCACAUGACUUGUUAUUUUACUUUGUUCUAAGCUUUCUAUAAACAUUGGAAUAUUGUGUUAAAUCACAAAUAAUUUUUAAUAAAAUCUUGAAUUUGUAUCACA